Panicum virgatum (switchgrass) is the source of this 3732-nucleotide messenger RNA. Its product is annotated as B3 domain-containing protein Os07g0679700-like. NCBI's taxonomy places the organism in Eukaryota, Viridiplantae, Streptophyta, Magnoliopsida, Poales, Poaceae. Gene Ontology annotation, molecular function: DNA binding; zinc ion binding. The record is from RefSeq and is a predicted model, not a curated record. The coding region runs from base 567 to 3416 and encodes 949 amino acids. The transcript has 12 exons.
CAGCCCCCGGCCCAAAGGGGAAAAAAAAAGAGAGGCCCCAACACUUUGCUCCCCUGGCCACAUUCCCAAUUUUUACUACGAACUGAAGAUGAAGAAAUAGAAAAAAAACAGAGAGAAAAGAUCCCCCCAAACUCAUCCCACCUGCAACUGCAUACCCCCCGCGAGCGAGCGAGCGAGCACUACUAGGAGUAUUCAUUCUUUAAUCUUUUCGUUAACAACAAACAACUAGGCAGGCAGGCAGCCGAGGAGGAGGAUGGGUUGCUGUUAGUUUACUACUACUACCCUACCACCACCACCACCACCACCGCGGCGAGGGGCGAAGGCUUCGUCCCCCAUCCGGCAAUCCGACCACCCCCCCUCCCUCGAAUUCCAUUCCGUCCCUUGUCUUCCCCGCACCCGCAUGCACCAAUCGCCAGCCUGCGUUCGUUGCCCCCUCCACAUCCAUCGGAAAGCUACGCCUCCCCAACCGCCUCUCCCUCACCUCUCUGCCUCUCCCUCUGGCCGGUGAUGCGCGCGCUCAGGUGAGCUUUGAUCGGACCUCGGAGGAGUCAGACUGCCCGCCGGCCAUGGCCAUGCCUAUGGCCGUCGCCAAGAGGUGCAUGAACCCGGCCUGCGGCGCGCCCGCCACGGGAGCCGGAGGGGACUGGAGGAAGGGCUGGCCGCUGCGAUCCGGCGCCUUCGCCCUGCUCUGCGACAAGUGCGGGUUGGCAUAUGAGCAAUUUGUAUUUUGUGAUAUAUUUCACCUAAAGGAAUCAGGAUGGAGAGACUGCUCAUUCUGUGGGAAGCGUCUCCAUUGUGGAUGUGUAGCUUCUAAAAACUCUUAUGAUCUACUCGAUAGUGGAGGAGUUCAAUGUGUCACUUGCAUGAAAAAUUCAGCAGCUCAAUCUGCCUCUGGUCAAGUGGUUCCAAAGCUUUUUCCAUGUCAAAAUAAUCUGCGCAUUUUCGGUAAAAGUGACGAGGUAUUGUCUGGUAGAAAAUUUGAACAAUCACCCUCCCUUGUGUUGGAUUCCAGAAAUGAUGAUCUAGCUAUUGUAAAUAAGAGCAACCAUCCAUUCUUGGUGAAAAGCAUAGAGGCUGGGCAAAGCAGUAGCAUCUUGAGGCAAAAAGAGAUAGAGAAUGGUUCAAGGCAGAUCAAAUGGGAACAGCCACCCCUUAGUAUUGGGGACAUGGGAAAACCUUUCUUAACUAGGUCUCAGAGCGCAUUAGAGUCACCUCAAUGUACUCGAAGAGAUGACAAUAAGGAUCCAACUACAGAUAGCACAACAAGUGAGUCUAUUUCAGAGGCAUGUCUCAGCAUGAGCUUGGGUAUUGCUAAUAAUGGAAACAGGAUGGAGGCUACUUCAACAGUGGAAAGACCUAUACUAUCACCAACGACAGUCAUUGCUGAAGGAAGAGAACUUACCACUGCAUUAUCUCCCUUUCAGCAUGCACAAAGGGCUCGGCAUUUCCUGACCAGACCACCAAGGGUUGGUGAAGGUGCUGUUUUUGAUCCAACGAGAGAUAUGUUUCCACAUCUUCGUGUUGCUAGACCACCCGCUGAGGGAAGGGGCCGCAAUCAAUUACUUCCACGGUAUUGGCCAAGAAUAACAGACCAAGAGCUGCAACAGAUAUCUGGAGAUUCAAAUUCCACAAUCGUUCCAUUGUUCGAGAAGGUCCUGAGUGCGAGUGAUGCAGGCCGCAUAGGCCGCCUUGUUCUUCCAAAAGCCUGUGCUGAGGCAUAUUUCCCCCCAAUUUCUCAACCGGAAGGUCGCCCCUUGACAAUUCAAGAUGCAAGAGGAAAAGAAUGGCAUUUUCAGUUUAGGUUUUGGCCAAAUAAUAACAGCCGAAUGUAUGUCUUGGAGGGUGUUACACCAUGCAUACAGUCCUUGCAAUUACAAGCUGGCGAUACAGUGACCUUUAGUCGGAUAGAACCUGGAGGGAAACUUGUUAUGGGCUUCCGGAAGGCAACAAAUACUGUCAGUCUGCCAGACUCACAGAUCUCAGCUAUUGCAAAUGGUUCCCUUCUCAGUGAGACACUCUUUUCUACUGCAAAUGACAACUUAGGAGUAGUAAGUGGUUACCCCGGAUUUCUUCAGUCAAUAAAGGGGGCUGCAGAUCUCCAUCCAAGCUCUCUAUAUGAUCAUCAUAUGAACUCAGCUGAUGGGGAUGUUAGUUGGCUUAAGGCAGAUAAAUUCGGCAGCAGGCCAGAUGAAGGGUCUUUGCAGUUUUUACAAAAGCGAAGUCGCAAUAUUGGUUCCAAAAGCAGGAGGUUCUUAAUGGAUGCUGAAGAUGCCAUGGAACUAAAGCUUACCUGGGAGGAGGCUCAAGAGUUGUUGCGUCCUGCUCCCACUGCAAAACCAACUAUUGUGAUGAUUGAGGACUAUGAAUUUGAAGAGUAUGAUGAACCCCCUGUCUUUGCAAAGAGAUCAAUUUUCACCAUCCGUGCAACAGGGGAACAAGAUCAAUGGAUUCAAUGUGACGAUUGCUCGAAAUGGCGUCGGUUGCCUCUUACUGUUAUUAUUGCUUCCAAAUGGACGUGCACUGACAACUCAUGGGACCCAAAAAGUUGCUCCUGUUCUGCGCCUGAAGAAUUGACCCCAAAAGAGUUGCAAAGUGUUCUGCAGCAGUAUGAAGAAAUGAGGAGGCGAAAGGGCAGCUACUACGGUUUGAAGCUGAAUGUGGCCGAAAUGGACGCAUCCAACCUUGAUGCCUUGGCCACUGCUGCAGUGUUCGGUGAUGUCGGGAACCAAGGUACAGCUUCAGUUGCGACAACCACAAAGCACCCUCGGCACCGCCCGGGCUGCACAUGCAUCGUGUGCAUUCAGCCACCCAGCGGCAAGGGGCCCAAGCACAACCCUUCGUGCACCUGCAACGUCUGCAUGACCGUCAGGCGUCGAUUCAAGACGCUGAUGAUGAGGAAGAAGCAACGGCAAUCGGAGCGAGAAGAGGCCGAGGCGAGCAAGAAGAUGGCCUGGAUGAACAGGGACGAGCCCGAGGGGAGCAAUCUGUCGAGAUCCCCGCAGACACUGGACACCACUCGAGACAGCAGUGAUGUGGCCAUGUUCGACAAGACGGCUGACAUGAACAAGGGGCACAUCGACCUCAAUUUCCACCCUGCCGUCCGGGACGAUCAUCAGGGACAGCACGGCACGCAGCAGCCCCGGCCGGUGAGCAUGGUGGGCCUGAUGGAAGUUGCGAGCCGACCCCUGGACAACUACAUGAAGCAGAACGGCCUGACGAGCCUGGCCGGGGAGCAAGGGGGCGGUAGCUCCAGCACCGCCACGGUGCCGCCAGCUCCGGUGGAGAGCGAGGAGCGGGCCUCCAACGAGCUCCGUGUCGCGUCAGUGGAGAGGGAGCGGGAACCUGACGCCAUGGCCGUCGACGAGGCCGGCGACAACCAGCAGGACAAGUCUGGCGACGAUGUUGCUGCUACCUGACAGCGUGCGUGCGUGCGUGCGUGAUUGAUGGUGUUGUCAGUGUGCGUUGACGUGCUUAUCUUAUCGGCUCCUCUUGGUUUUUUCAGGAACAGCUGGUGAGUUUUGUUGUGAAAGAUAAAAUUAUUGUAGGGUUCCAUCUUGAUGCUUCUCCUGGAGUAACAUACGUGUACGUAUGAGGCUGUGCAACCGCAGAUUGUAAGUUGUAAAAGUCUGUAAGCGUGAUGCUCGGUAUUGGUUGGUGUUGUACCUAACGCUUAAAACCUUUGGAUUUGUACUGGACAUCCUAUAUAGUUGGUUCCCUUUCCUCAUUUUGAAA